Molecule: messenger RNA, 3183 nt
Organism: Xenopus laevis (African clawed frog)
Lineage: Eukaryota; Metazoa; Chordata; Amphibia; Anura; Pipidae
Gene: wasl.L
Product: WASP like actin nucleation promoting factor L homeolog
Biological process (GO): actin filament organization
Cellular component (GO): nucleus; cytoskeleton
Molecular function (GO): actin binding
Source: RefSeq, marked provisional
CCCGCACAGGCAGUAGCAGCGCCAGCCUGGUCAUCCGGAUCCUCCUACAAGACGACGACAAGCGGCCGGGAUAUGAAGCGGCCCUGAUCUAGCGCUGAGGGGAGAUACUGACUUAUAGAAUCCCUGCAGGGACCGGAGGGAGAGAUCCCCCUGCCAACACUAAUCAUGAGUAACAAUAUCGGCCCUCAGAACAACAACAACAGGCCGACUAAAAGACUGUCAAACAGCGGCUCCAUACUGCUCACCGCGCAGGAAAAUGAAAGUCUCUUCGGCUACCUGGGCAAGAAGUGCGUGACCAUGACGUCAGCUGUUGUUCAGGUAUUUUUCUCGGAACGUAACUCUGUGUGGGUUAAGAAAUGCUGUGGAGUUGUGUGCCUGGUAAAGGACAAUCCACAAAGGUCGUAUUUCAUCAGAGUGUAUGAUAUCAAGGAAGGUAGACAACUCCAUGAACAGGAACUGUACUAUAAUUUUGUAUAUAAUAGCCCAAGAACAUAUUUUCACACAUUUCCCGGAGAUGCAUGUCAGAUUGGUCUAAAUUUUGCAAGUGAAGAAGAAGCGAAAAGAUUCAGAAAAAUAACUACUGAUUUAAUUGCAAGAAGACCAAGAAAACCUGAUAAGAAGCGAGAACCUCCAAAUGGGCCAAGUCUACCAAUGGCAACUGUUGACAUCAAAAAUCCAGAAAUCACAACCAGAUAUAAUGCACAAGUGAACAACAUUCCAUACAAAAAUGACAAGAAAAAGGGAAAACCGAAGAAGAAGAAACUUACAAAGGCUGAUAUUGGAACUCCAAGUAACUUUCAACACAUUGGACAUGUUGGUUGGGAUCCAAACACAGGCUUUGAUGUCAACAAUUUGGACCCAGAGCUUAAAAAAUUGUUCGACUUAUGUGGCAUAUCAGAAGCUCAGCUGAAAGAUAAGGAAACAUCAAAAGUAAUUUAUGAUUUUAUCGAAAAAACAGGAGGUGUCGAAGCUGUCAAAAAUGAGUUGCGAAGGCAGGCACCACCACCCCCACCUCCAUCUCGAGGAGGUCCACCACCACCACCUCCUCCACAUAGCUCAGGUCCACCACCUCCCCCACCUCCCGCAAGGGGCAGAGGUGCCCCACCACCACCUCCAUCCAGGGCACCAACAACAGCGCCUCCACCUCCACCACCUAUCAGGCCAGGGCAGUCGGGGCCUCCACCACCUCCUAAUAGAAUGUAUCCACCACCACCGCCAGGGCAUAUUUCCUCUGCACCCUCAAGUCCCCCACCUCCUCCACCUUCAUCUGGUUUUGGAGCUGCUGCCCCACCUCCACCCCCUCCGCCGCCACCACCACCACCUGGCCCUCCUCCUCCUGAGUUUUCAUCAGAAAAUGAUCAUCACUCUGCUAUUGCUGGUGGAACCAAAUCUGCCCUUCUGGAUCAGAUUAGAGGAGGUGCUACGCUAAAGAAAGUAGACAACAGAGAUAGUCGACCAGCAUCCACUUCUGGACGCGAUGCACUGCUAGAUCAGAUUCGACAGGGCAUACAGCUGAAAUCUGUACCUGAUGAGGCUGAUACAGUGCCAUCCACACCUGCACCCACCACAGGAAUUGUAGGCGCCCUAAUGGAAGUUAUGAAGAAAAGGAGUAAAGCCAUUCAUUCUUCAGAUAGCGAUGAAGAUGAGGAUGAAGACGAAGACUUUGAGGAGGAGGAGGAUGAAUGGGAGGAUUGAUCAAUACAUAUAUAUAUAAUAUAUAUUUUUUAAGAAUGAAUACUAAACACUUUCUGUCUAUGGAUUCUGUAAAAUGAUCAUGUAAAUUGUCUACCAAUUUGCUGUAUAUUUUUGUUGCCUUUUGCUUUUUUUAUUAAUCUGUGCAAUACCUCACUCAAAAUGCAAAGGUUAGUCCUAAUGCUCCACACAGCUUUUUCCCUCUAAAUGUGCACAAACCCAUCCAGUUGCUCAUUGCAUUGGGGGCUGCACAGCAUUGAACUGACAGAAGUGGAACGGUGACUGAAUAACCUUUAAUUGUUAUAAUGAUAAAAAAAGAAACACUAUUUUCUUACCCUAAUUUUUCAGUACCUAAAGUUUCUUAUUAAAAUCUAGAAUAGCACUACAUUUGUUUUUUAAGUGACGCUGAUCUUGGCUUACUAAGCCAUUUCAUUUUGAAUGCAAAGCUAAAAGUAUGUUGAUUAUGUAUGUAUGUAUUAACUCUUUGCACGUUUUCGUUCACACUACAGAAGAUCCGUUUAUAUUAGUGCAAACAUUACAUCCAUGCUAUUAAGAAAAAGUCCUUUAUAAGCAAGCAAACAAAGCCUGUUGUUGAACUGCGAUAUUAGACUGUUGACAUUUUUUAUUUUUAAUUUUUACCCCUUCGCAAGAAAUUUUCGGAAACAGCCUUUCCAUGAUUCAUUACAAUGUCAGGGAUAAUGAGAUGUAUAGCAAGCACAUUGAAUAUUUCAUUACCAUCUCUGCUACUAGAAUGCCUUUCCAUAUAUUAUGUGUAUGACAUAUUCACAUUUCAGAUGCAACCGCCAAUUUUAAUGCUGAUUUCAGUGGCUAUUGUUUGUUUGUUUUGACAGGAUGAAUGGCAAGUGCUUGCUUAGGUAAAGUGGGGCUAAAUUCUGAAAUGAAUGUAGGGCAUGCUGCAGAUACUGAUAUUUUCAUUCAGUGCCCUUAUAUGUACUGCUUUUUUGCAGUCUGUGGGGUUAAAUCAUUGCAAAUGUAAGACACUAAAAUACAAUCAUAGGAACACUAUUUGGAAUGGCAUAUGAGUAUUAGUCUGUAUGAGAAAAUAAACACUUGUGUAACAAACCUGACUAUUGCAAUAUUCUGUUAUCGGAUGGAAAACUUGAAGAACAGACAUCGAAACAAAUAAAGAACAAUGUGUGCUUCUUUUGUAUACAAAAUGAUUUAUUCUUGUGCUUGCAAGGUGUGUGUGUGUGUAUAGAGGAACACAGAGGCUGACAAGGUUAUAGCUGAGAAACCCUUUGAAACACAUCUGUGCUUGACAGAGUUUAACUUAAUAUGUUUCUGUUGUUUUUGCUUGUUAGUUAAGCUUUUAUUGUAAUUAUUUUACGCAACUGGCUGUCAAUAACCAGUAUCUGCUUAGACCUAACAGGCUGGACCUGUGUCAUUUUAUACUGAAAUCCUACAAAGUCUUGGAUUCUCAAAUAAUCAUACCAUUAAAGCGAUCAUGUAAACUUUGUAGCAUAUUCAAUG